This is a messenger RNA of Gongylonema pulchrum, 615 nucleotides long. Lineage: Eukaryota; Metazoa; Nematoda; Chromadorea; Rhabditida; Gongylonematidae. The record is from the annotation of a GenBank genome assembly.
AUGCCAGUUAGUAUCAUUUUUACCAAGAUCAACGAAUUUAGAGCAGAAGAAGAGGCGAACAAAAUCAAAACACUUCAAGGGCGAUUGCUCGAUUGCAAUAAGGUAGUGGAUAUGAUGAAUACGAAUUCGGAACUGCGUGAAAUUGAGGAUGAAGUGAAUGAGUUGCGUCAGCAAAACACAGCAGCAGAAGAGAGCUAUAAUGAGCUUCUCGAGGAACGACAUGCAAAGGAAGAGGCAAUCCGAGAGUUGGAGAAAGAAAUUGAGGAAGAGAAAGCUCGAAAUCUUGCUGCAGUCCAAUCUAUGGACCCAUCAGUUCGUGAAUCUUAUGAGGAAAUGAAUAGGGAAAACGAAGAGCUUCUGGAGGAGUAUCGGCUAAAGCAAGACCAGCUUAAUGAGUUGAACAGGAAGAAGGGAGAGCUGGAGGACGAUCUUGCCAGGUCGCCACUAAAACAGCAAGCCAUGAUGCUUCAUGAACGUUUGACAGAGCUGGAAGCUAAAAAGUUAACAAUCACCAAUGAGAUUAAUGCUGAAGGUACUCCGGAUGAACAGCGCGAGCGGCUCCUGCAAACAGUAAUUCGUACGACCGGCGAAAUCAAUGCGAUCCAGAAACAGUGA